Molecule: messenger RNA, 1805 nt
Organism: Marchantia polymorpha subsp. ruderalis
Lineage: Eukaryota; Viridiplantae; Streptophyta; Marchantiopsida; Marchantiales; Marchantiaceae
Source: the annotation of a GenBank genome assembly
CCGACCCUCGACGUGAAUGCCAGCAGUCCGUGAGCUGGAAGGCUACUCAGCAAACGAAGAACCACUGAGUGUCGGCCGAUUUCUACUCAGCACUGUUUCUCGAUGAAAUCACGAGUACCAUUACAAAUGGAAACUUGUGACAUGAGAUUCGACAAGAUACCCUUCUCACUUACGGACGUACAGGGAGUUGAAAUUUCCGUAAACUCGGAUGUGAUCGAUCAGCCGAAAGUGAAAUCUAGCAACAAUCGAAGCUCGACAUGGAAAUUGAAGUCCGAUGAACGAUGGCAGUUCUGUUCUGAUGUUUUCUAGGCGAGAGGUAACUUCUGAGCGGCAGUGAAGACGGAGCAAAAGGAUUCCAGUAAUACCCCACCCCUCCCAGUCGGUUAUCGAAGGAUGUCACCGACGACAAUGGCAAGACGAUGCGUCCCAGCAGGCCACGGGCUUUUCCAAUCGCUGCGUUGCGUGCGGCUCGACGAGGCCUGCGAGAAAUUUGACAAUGUGACUCGGUCAUAGAAACUCCACACUCAAUCGCUCGACCACUCCACUCCACUCAGCCCCGUCCAAAACUCCUCCUCCUCCUCCUCCUCCUCCUCAUGCACGCCCACCGACCGACAGACGACAAUGCGACGAUCGGCCACACGCACGGCCAUAUAUCGUCGCUGACUUGUGCUGCAGGCAGGCAGGGAGGCUACGAGGGACGAUUCCCAUGCCGUCGUACCCAACAGCAGAAACAGCAGCAGCAGCAGCAGUGGUCGAGAGUUAGACCUAUCAGUGUCGGUCCGAGGCUCCGACAUAUGCUCCCGGUACGAAAGUGCAGCACUCACGCACUCCCCCGGUCAAGCAAAUGCGCCAUGAAGCCGAAUCAUCCCCCAGAGCGACGACACGCCCGUAUCGGUCGCUCCGACAAAGAUCUCCCUGCUCCUGAAGAUUUGGUGUUUCCCGAGUCCUCGUACUAGCAGCACUAGCAGCAGCAGCAGCAGCGGUGUCCCAGACAACGAAGGGAAUCAAACACGAAGUGUCACGGUAUCAACGGACUAACGGAGUUUUUGCACGCAUGGGAGGAGGGGAGGGAGUGGUAAGCGACGAGCACGGAAUUUGAAUCGAGGAUUUCGAGAAAAACUCGUGGCAAUUCUUUUCUCUCUGUGGGCUUAUGGGCUCAUCAAAUCCCAACCGAGUCCAAUAUUCUACAUUGUGAACGAAUGGUAGAAAAAACCGUGUUCAGAAGAAUUGCACAAUCCUCCUUGUGAAGCUCAAGAGCUUGAAAUCAGAUACUGCAAGUAUUUUUCUUGCAGGCAGACGAACACCUGUUUUCUGGUCCCGUGCAAGCUUCUGCUCAGAAACAGAUAUCCGAUGUGCGUGGAGGUGUAGGAUAAUCCAUACGGCAGUCGGUGGUGGGUGCAUUACAAUCGCUGGCUGAGAAGCGGUUGGGCUGCUUUCGGUGUGUCCUGAAGCUCUUUCAUGCUCACGGUCGAAUUUCAAGCUUUUUGGUUUUAUAACCUCUGAUAUUGAAUAGUGGAGAGCAGGCUCUUACAGGCUGCAAACCCUAUCACUGGAUUUCCUGAUCGCAUCACUGAUGUCACAAAUGAGUGAGUCGGAUGCUUCAGCACGUCAACGCUCGUCAAAAUCACGGUUCCUUCGACAUCAUACUUAGUUUCCGCGAUUGGCCCAUUCUGGAUCUUCAAGUUGGACAGCACAUGCAGGAGACAGAUAUUCCGUUCAAUGCAAUGGACUUACGGGAUUUGGCGACUACGGGAAAACUCGAUGACAAUGACAGACCGGAGCAUCUGGAAUUUGUUUCUUCUUGA